Molecule: messenger RNA, 978 nt
Organism: Arachis stenosperma
Lineage: Eukaryota; Viridiplantae; Streptophyta; Magnoliopsida; Fabales; Fabaceae
Product: cytochrome b6-f complex iron-sulfur subunit, chloroplastic-like
Exons: 2
Coding region: 128-814 (228 amino acids)
Cellular component (GO): plasma membrane
Molecular function (GO): 2 iron, 2 sulfur cluster binding
Source: RefSeq, a predicted model, not a curated record
AUCCAGCAAGUGUUGACUGUUGUGGUGGACGACCAAUUGACCACCACUCCACACGUUCCUCAUCUCCAUUUCAUAAAUCUCCAAAGAAGAAGCAACAACUGUGACGAUCUCAUUCCCCAACCAAUCCAUGGCUUCCAGCACUCUAUCCCCUUCUCAAUUGUGUUCAGGGAAGAGAGGGAUAUUUAGCCCCUCAGAAGCAGUUGCUGUGAAGGGUGCGAGGAGGCAAACGGUUGGAAAUGGGAAGGCGAAGGGGAAGGGAGUGAGGAUCACAUGCCAGGCUGGCAGCAUUCCGGCAGAUAGGGUGCCUGACAUGGGGAAGAGGCAGCUGAUGAAUUUGCUGCUUCUUGGUGCCAUCUCACUCCCCACUGCUGGCAUGCUUGUUCCAUAUGCUACUUUCUUUGCCCCUCCAGGGUCUGGAUCCUCUUCUGGUGGAACUGUUGCUAAGGAUGCCGUUGGAAAUGAUGUUGUUGCUGAACUAUGGCUCAAGGCUCAUGGACCUGGUGACCGCACCCUAACACAAGGAUUGAAGGGAGAUCCUACCUACCUUGUGGUGGAGAAAGAUAGAACCCUUGCAACAUAUGGGAUUAACGCCGUCUGCACUCACCUUGGCUGUGUUGUGCCAUGGAAUGCAGCUGAGAACAAGUUCAUUUGCCCUUGCCAUGGAUCGCAGUACAAUGACCAAGGAAGAGUUGUCAGAGGACCUGCCCCCCUGUCUCUGGCACUAGCACAUUGUGAUGUAGAUACUGGCAAGGUGGUGUUUGUUCCUUGGGUCGAAACAGAUUUCAGAACCGGUGAUGCUCCAUGGUGGGCUUAAUUUAUUAUAGUGAUUAGUUUGUCUUCUAUUAUAUGUAUUUAUUUUUGUGAAAGCAAACAUUUUGUUACGUAUUUUAUUCAUGGGGACAUUCUAUGAUCAAAUUAUUAUUUUGUGAACUGAACUAUUGAAAUUUGUGUAAUAAAACGACAGCGUAUUCAUAGCAA